UUUGGUUCUUUGGAGUUCUGUGGAUUUGUUCUGGGAGAUCUGGUGCAGGACUUUUCCAUUUCAGGAAACCAGAGUGCCAGACCCUGCCAGUGCCCACUGCUAGCAUGGUCUGCACGUGUGUGUGUGUGUGUGUGUGUGUGUCUCCACCUCACUGCCAUUCCUUCCAGGUGCCUCCCAGGCCAGUACUCUUGGCGCUACUGCCGAUGCUGCUGCUGGGGCUGGCACUGGCACCGGGCAAGGUGGAGCAUGGAACCUGCAGCGUUCCUGACAUACUCCGCCACUACCGCGGGGUGAUCUUUGAGGAUCUGCAGGCAGCCGUGAGACACUUCGGCAAGGGGACCCGCCAGCUCAGGCACGGAGCCCGAGCCGGGAGUCCGCCUUUGCACCCCAAAAGCCUCACUGCACCCAACAACGUUGGAGUCGGGCGGUCAGGCAGGGGUCCAAGAAAGCAAGGUCGCUCUGGGCCCUGGUGCGGAGCUCAGCAGGUAGGAGUGACUGGUCUGCCCUCGCCCUGCAGUGCGCAGCACCGUGACCUUCCCAGGGCCUUUUCCAUCGGUUUCUCCACCCCGCAGGAGCGUGACAUCCUGCUGUCCAUCUCGUCCCUGAGUCGGACCCUGCGAGGGGCGCUGGGCACGGGUCGCAGUGGGCCGCUGGAGAAGGCAGUAUGGACAGCGGCGAUGCGGACAGAGGCGGUGAUGCGUCGCCACUGCUCUGCGCUGCUGCGCCAAGUGCGUCGCACUCCCGAGUCUGCGGGCGGCCCUGCCCUGAGCCCCUGGUCCCCUCUACGACCUCAAACGCGCCCUGCCUUGCGAGGCAGCCAGAGGCGGCCCCUGCUGCAAGUGCUGGACGCCGUGGCCACAUGCUGGGAGAAGCUCUUUGCAUUGCACGCGGAUGCCUUGGACACCCCCUAAUGCGCCCUAUGCUGGGCCACCUGCCCGACGACUGGAAGCUCCCGGCCUGGCACUGGAGACGUCCCGCAGCUGGGGGAGUCCCUGGACUGUGGUCACUUGCACCCUCAGUAUCAGGCAGCAGGGGGCAGCCUCUCCCCCCACUUCUGUUAGCAGUGAGGGGAAGGGGUGGAAAGGGAGGGGAGGGCUGCGCUUUGUGAAUUUGGAGCAAAACAACCGGAUAAAGGAGCUGGCCCUGGAGCGAGGGUUUCCUGCGCCCGGAUCAG
This is a messenger RNA of Suncus etruscus (white-toothed pygmy shrew), 1174 nucleotides long. It is a transcript of the gene C7H20orf204, whose product is annotated as chromosome 7 C20orf204 homolog. The record is from RefSeq and is a predicted model, not a curated record. NCBI's taxonomy places the organism in Eukaryota, Metazoa, Chordata, Mammalia, Eulipotyphla, Soricidae. The transcript has a single exon. Bases 105 to 911 code for a protein of 268 amino acids.